This is a messenger RNA of Camelina sativa (false flax), 1960 nucleotides long. The record is from RefSeq and is a predicted model, not a curated record. Lineage: Eukaryota; Viridiplantae; Streptophyta; Magnoliopsida; Brassicales; Brassicaceae.
UUAUCCCCUUUUCUUGGAAUUUACAAGCUUAAUCAACCGAGAGGAAAAAAAUCUGCGUAGAAAUCUUGUUACUAUCUACUCUAUACUGAAAUUACUUUCUGUGUAGUUUUCCUCGUAUCAAAGGUUAUACCACCAUCUCUCUGGUAUCAGGUAUGUUGAGUUUCGUUUGUUCAACAGGUGGUCGUCUGAUAUAGUUCAUCGUCUGUAAAACCAGUUAUAAAUAGUCUGUGUUUCAGUUGUAUGUUCCUUCCAAGUUUUGUUCUGGGUUUCUAAUGUUUUGAGACUGGUCUUGAUUUAACUGUAUGUUUGAUCAUCUCAUAUGUUCAUGAAGAUGGACCUUCGGGUUUUGUAAUCCAGACAAAAAUAACGCAGGUUUAACUGUAGAGCUGUAUAGAACAUCUCAGUCUUCACGAGUUUUACUUAAUUACAACGCAUAUGCUCAUUUCUUUAGAAGCUUUUCGAGUUGGAAUUGGCUUGAGCCAUUUUUAAUAACAUGUACUCCUACAAUAAGGCCAAAGCACCUCUUCUUGAUGGUUCUCUUAUUGGUUUAGAUUUCUGAGCAGAAGCAGCAUAAAUAGCAUAGUGGUGUUGCAGUUUAAAUGGCAGUAUCAGCUGAUUACAAAGUUAGGUUUCCUGAAAGUGAUGAUCUUUACUCUAUACUAGCAACUGAAGGGAUUGAGUUCCUUUUGUCGCAUAGUGGAGAGGUGCCGUUGGAGUAUAUUCAUGGGAAGACGAUUUGUCUCUUCUUCUCUGCAAACUGGUGCAGGCCUUGCAAGGACUUCACUCCAGAGCUGGUAAAACUCUACGGGAAUCUUCAGAAUCGAGGAGAAGAACUCGAGAUCAUCUUUGUCUCAUUUGAUCAUGAUAUGACUUUAUUCUAUGAACACUUCUGGUGCAUGCCAUGGCUUGCAGUUCCUUUCAAUUUAAGUCUACUCUACAAAUUAAGGGACAAGUACAGAAUUUCUCGUAUCCCGUCACUGGUUCCUCUAUAUUCAGAUGAUAUCUUAGUCGCUGAGGAUGUAAUUGGUCUAGUAGAAGACUAUGGUCCUGAGGCAUUUCCUUUUACUAAAAAGAGAAAAGAAGAACUCAAAGCCAUCGAUGACUCCAAACGCGUUGGAGGACAGUUGGAGAAACUCCUUACACACGAGUCCCGAAACUACGUUGUUUCCAGAAAUGGAAGUAAGGUGCUAGUUUCUAAACUUGUGGGAAAGACCAUAGGGUUGUACUUUGGUGCACACUGGUGUCCGCCUUUUCGAUCUUUCACUGCUCAGCUCAUAGAUGUAUACAAUGAGCUUGCGACCACAGAAAAAGGCUCCUUUGAAGUCAUCUUAGUUUCAACAGACAGAGACUCGAGAGAGUUUAACAUCAACAUGACCAACAUGCCAUGGCUUGCAAUACCUUAUGAGGACAGAACAAGACAAGAUCUUUGUAGAAUCUUCAACAUCAAACUCAUACCUGCAUUGGUCAUCAUAGGACCGGAAGAGAAAACGGUGACCACAUACGCGAGAGAGAUGGUAUCGUUGUAUGGAUUCAGGAGUUUUCCGUUCACGGAAUCAAGGAUUGCUGAGUUAAAAGAUUGUUUGAAGAAAGAAGGUGAUUCGUUUCCAAAGAAAGUGAAAGAUAAGAAGCAUGAACAUGAGCUAAAGCUGGAUAUGGCGAAAGCGUAUGUGUGUGAUUUCUGUAAGAAACAAGGUAGGUUUUGGGCAUUUUCUUGCUAUGCUUGCGAUUAUGAUCUUCAUCCUACAUGCGUGGAAAAACAAGAAGCAUCGUUGGUUUAGCAAAAGAGAUAGUCGUCGUGAUUUGUCUGAAUGAUAUUGUAAUAUUUAGUAAAGAAUAGAAGAUUUGAUAUGUUCUGAAAGUCAAUGGACACCUACUAUGUUCUUCAUUUUUGUUGUUGUUGUCAAGCAAAACUCAAAACAGAGUUAGGAAUUUACUAGGAUCAAUAUUAUUUGUAAUUGUA